Cantharellus anzutake is the source of this 449-nucleotide messenger RNA. RefSeq lists its product as uncharacterized. NCBI's taxonomy places the organism in Eukaryota, Fungi, Basidiomycota, Agaricomycetes, Cantharellales, Hydnaceae. The record is from RefSeq and is a predicted model, not a curated record. Bases 35 to 283 code for a protein of 82 amino acids. The transcript has 3 exons.
CAAGUGUUUUUGUUUCAUCAGAGUCUGCGGUCAGAUGAUUCCCACGAUUUUAGCAAUCCUAGCCUUGAUAUCAGUGCUCUGCUACUGGCCGGCGGCUAAUGUUUUCCUUACCUAUGCAUGUGCGUCCUCUGACUCUUUCCUGAGAACCGCGGUCACUGGCACCGCGAAAAACGUGUGCCUGUUUGUUCCGAAGCAUCGAUUCUUGCUCUCCUGUCAGCGCUACGGACACGAUACCCAUAUUUCACUGGGUGCCCAAAUCCACCAUCCAAAACGAAUUAGAUAAAGGGGACCAACAACUUAUACCAGUCGACAUUUAGUGAUGAUUUGGAGGGACUUUUUCGUGGUGCUGGGUUACUAUCCCCUUUAUAUGUAAUUUCAGAGACUCCAAAUCCAGUUCCAUCUAAGAGGAUUCGAACUCCUUCAGUAGUGCAUCUACCUCAAGAACUUGU